AUGGCCGCUGCUUUAGCUAAAUAUGAUCCUGACAAGAUGCAGUUAGACAUGUUGAUGGAAAAGUUGAGAAACAAAAAUAGGAGGCAGAAGACAGCCAUUGAAUCAAUUAAAAUCUUCCAUGGCCUGUCAAAUGCUAUCCCAAAAGCUUCUUAUACAUUGGAUAGACUAGAAUCCAUAAUAAUGAAGUUUGGCCUAAAAUACAACGUUGACAAUGUCAGAUGCGAGCUUACUGUUUUAGCAGAUGUGUUUCACAUCAGGAUGUCAGUCAAUAGCAUUGGUGAGGUCGACGAUGUGACCAUCACGAUGAACGGUGAACCCAAGCCAUGUUUCGAUCUUAUUAAGAACUUUAAAGCCCAAAAGUAUGACCAGCUGUCCGAACAUAUAUCCAAGUUGAUAGCUAUCAAUGAUAUAUCAAAUGAUAAUAGUAUACCAAGCAUUCAGAGCUACGUGCAUCGGUCUCCAUUGGGCAUUCUGGUACCUAGAACUGGAGGCAUCCCAAUGAAGUUGAUAUACUUCGUUGGUCCCUACGACCUGUUGAAUGAAAAAAAUAAAACCAUGAUACCUAUGACGCUAGAAGCAUUCUCUCCGUUGAACAACAGUAACAGCUGCAUGCUACCCGCCAGGUUUGUGGUGACGUUGAAAGAGCCAAUGGUCGUUUCAUGGUCCCUAGCCAACAAGAUUCAAUUACUAACUGUAAAACCGCAUAGUUACAAUAACAUCACUGAUAUUAACAUCACUACAUCAAUAGCAUCAUUAAUGUCAUCAUACAAGGUGAUGCCAAAUAAGAACAAGUUCCUCUGCUUGGAGAAUCCGCUGAACCAAAAUUUUCUGGCUUGCGUUGUUGACAAAAUCCCAUUCACCCAUCCAACCCAUCUGCCGAAUAUCGUUGCGCAGCUCAGACAACAAGUCCUCUUUAAUACGCUGAUAUGUAGUUGCGUAAAGUCGAGGAAUGUUUUGAAGUCUUCAAGCAUGAAAGAGUUUACAGAUAAGGAUGUACAGUUUGAAGUAACUUCACUCGGCCUGCAGCUCAUCACUGCCACCUUUCAACACCCAUGCAAGGAUUCGCUUUUAACCAUUGAACUGGAGUUAAACGACUCUAUCAGUGUAACGUGCAAAAUAUCAAGUGACAACAACAACAACAACAGCGUCAAUAACAACAACAACAAUAAUAAUAACAAUAACAACAAUGACGUCAUUGCUGAUGGAAUGCCGUUGAUUCCAUGUGACUAUAUAACAAGGGUCAUGCAAAGGAGUCUCUGCCUGCCAAUUGUCUUACGAGCUCUCUUCAAAAAGGUCUCAGCGAACUCCAUGGCGAUGAUGAUGAUGAUGAAACAGCCAUCGUCGUCGUCGUCGUCGUCGUCAUCGCUGGCCGCCUACACAUCCCUACCGCCGACAAUUUCCCUAAUCACUAACCAGAACUCAUUCCCUAACUUUGAUAAGAGUGGCGCUGAUUAUUUUUCUAGGAGAAAUCGCGGUUUACCGCCCCCCAGACAGUUUAAUCUCCCGCCAUUAGUGUACCGGAAGUGUCGGAAAGCUUAUAGCUUCCUGCCUGAAGAUAGCAUAGAUGGAAAACUUUUGCUUAAAGGAACUGUGGCCGAAGUGACUGGCAAGGUUUCGUUUAAAAGUGAAUUUAAACAGGGCGGAAAUUUUGGUCCCGGUAAUAACAACAACAAUAAUAAUAUAAAUAAUAAUAAUAAUAAUAAUAAUAAUAAUAAUGGGAUUUUUAAUAAUAUGUAUAAUAAUCUUGGUAAUAAUAUGAAUAAUAAUAACUUUGGAGCCAAUCUGUGCUUAGCUGAUGGGGCAAAUAUGAACAAUAAUAAUAUGAAUAAUAAUAAUUUCAUUAAUAAUGUUUCUAUGAAUAGCAAUAAUAAUAAUAAUAAUAAUAAUAAUAUGAAUAAUAAUAAUAUAAAUAACAAUAACGCCAAUUUUUUUAAUAAAAAUUUGAACAACAACAAUGUAGCUAGUGUUACGAAUGAUAAUAAUAAUAAUAAUAAUAAUAACUUUAUGAAUAUUAACAACAAUAAUAACAUGAGUAACAACAAUAUGAAUAAUAAUAAUAAUAUGAAUAAUAACAACAAUAACAAGAUGGCCAUGAGAUCGCCUAUUAAGAUAUCAGUAUCGAAAGCAUUGGCAAACUGCAUUCCGUCAUUCAAUAGCAAAACUCAGCAGAUGGAAAGUGUGGUUGUCGGGCUGAAAAACGUAGGCGCGACAAAUCGCCAGCAGCAGCACAUGAACAACAGCAGGGGUAUGAAUGCCGCUAUGAACGCUGGAAAGCACGCACAGCAGCAGAUUGGGAUGAGUGUUGAUUUUAAACAACAACAACUUCAGCUGACUCAGCAGAUCUUACAGCAGCAACAGCAGAAGCGAGGCGAAAACAUGAAGCAGCAACAACAGCAGCUUCAGCAGCAGCAUGAUAAUGAUGUCGAGAUUAUUGAUUCGCCGACGUCGUCAGCAAGUGACAACAACAGCAGCGGCAACAAUUACAGGCAGACAACGACAUCCAGCCAACAACAACAACAGCAUAGAAUUGAUAAGGUAUCCAGUAACCCAAUGCUAGCUAGCCUUUUAGAUCAGUCGUCUGCAUCGUCAUCCUCUUCUCUAAUUGGCGUUGGCCUUCCGAACAUUUCAGGGAUGGGCGUGAUUGCAGGGAUGGGCCAACAAGGAGGAAAACAACAGAGGAAGCGACCCCCGAGCUCUGAUUGGUCGGGUGCUGGUCGAGGCAACGUCAGCAGCAAUAGCAAUAUGAAUGUUAAUAACACUAAGAGGGCUAAAUUAUCUCAUAACAGUAUAUCUGUUGAUGACUAUUUCAACACGCAACAACAGCAGCAGCAGCAGCAACAACAUUUGCAGCAGCAGCAAAUGGUUAACACAGCUGGUAGAUCAUCGCUGUCGUCUGCUCUUGACGUCGCAAAAAAUGUCGCGAGUGGCGGGAAGAUGAACGACAGCGGCAAUAAUCCCAUCCUGAUGAAUAGACAGCUGUCUGAUCCGUCAAAUUUUCAAAAUUAUUCUCAACAGCAGCAGCAGCACAUGUUGCAGCAACAGCAGCAGCAAAUGACGUCAACCUCAUCAGCUCAGUGGGCGAAUGCUAGUAGUAGUAGUAGUAGUAGUAAUAAUAAUAACAACGCUAGAUCGAAUAUGCAUGAUAAAGAUCAGACUAUGUUUAAUGCUGCUAAUUUCAAACAGCAGCAACAACAGCAGCUGUUUCAACAACAACAACAGCAGCAACAAAUUAUAAGGCCUCAACAAAUUAUAGUCAAAGAUCAACAACAGAUUCGUAACAACAACAACAACAACAUUGAUGACACAGAUUGGGAAGUUAAAAUUGAAUCUAGUAACAUCGAAAACAACAACAGCAACAGCUUCAACAACAACAACAACACUUUCAACAGCAACAAACCGCCAAUCAGAGUUAAAUUAGACAAGAGGUCUUUCAACACCAUUCCUAGUAAUGUGAACAACAACGCAUUGCAACAAGUUAACAACGUAAGCAAUAGUGCAAAUGUCAGUAACAACAUCAACUACAACGUCAAUAAAAAUAAUCUCAACAACAACAAUAAUGUCAUUGGCAGCAACAACAACGUCGUCAACAACAACAAUAAUAACAGUAAUGAGGGUAGAAAAGCCUUUGGUAGUAGUCUAAGUGACCUACUUUUGGAUGAGAACAACCAAUCGAAUUCAGUCGAUUCGGAUGUCGGGAUUAUUGCGUCGAUUACAGCUUCGCCGUCCUACGCUCAAUCGUCAUCUUCAUCAGCAGCAGCAACAGCAGCAGCAGCAACGACGACUUUAUCAUCAUCAGCGCCAUCCUCGUCGUUAACUUCGUCAUUUGGCAAGGCAGUUAUGCCAUCGUCGUCGUCGUCGUCAUUAGGACAAUCGUCAUCCUUAUCUACAUUGAUGACGUCGUCGUCGUCCACGAAGCUUUUGCAGCAGCAGCAGCAACAACAACAGGCAUUGAAACGAUUGAAAUCUACAGCUACCACUAUCAACAACAGCAACAACGCGAAUAUCAACACCAAAAACAGCAGCAGCAGCAACGAGAGCAAGAAGAUGAAACGUCCCUACUCAUCUGCCCUCUCCUCGUCUCUGGUGCCCACAGUUUCUCUAGGCAUACUCAGUGAGGACAUUGCUCGCCAGAAAAUGUCGAAAAAGCAAAAAAUUUAUGAAUUCGAUGACGAGGAGUGCAUCAUGACGGCCAGCACAUCUCCGAAUUCAUCCUCCUCAUCCUCUGCAUCCUCCUCAUCCUCCAUGAUGCCUCCAAUUAAGAUCACUUCCGCUGGGGGUAAACUAAAGAUUCAAAAUCCCUCCUCUAAAAUUAAGCAGAUCCCCGGAUCGGCCAGUGCACUAAUUGGCAGGCCGGGAGCACAUCUUCACCAGGUGAAUGCGGCGCAUGGUCUGAUGGCAGCCAAUCAGAAGUCGCCGAAGGUUUUCGGGGUCCAGGGUCAUCAGAGGUUAGGGAAAUCCGGAGUUGGCAGCAGGCCAAAGUCUGCUGAAGCUAAAAGAUUUGAUCAGAAGAUGAUGGUGAAGGUGGCGCAGAAUCAGUUUAAUAAUAAUAAUAAUAAUAAUAACAACAAUAACAACAAUAAUAAUGUCAGCAACAAUAAUAACAAUCAGCAACUAAUGAGUAGCAUGUCUGGCAGUAACAACACCAACAACUCAAUGAACAACAACAACAUGGUCAAUCAGAGCAAUCAACAACCGCUACAAAACAACAACAACAAAUUCAAACCACCACAAUGCACCACCCCCCUAAGUUUUCAGGCCUCUACUCCAUCACCCAAAACAACCCCGACCUCUAGCAGCAGUAGUAGUAGCAGUAGCAGCGGCAACAACAACGUUAGUGGAAUGGGAAAAGUUGGUCAGCUGCAGCAGUUGCAGCAGCAGCAAAAUGUUGCGACAGCUGGCAAAAGCAAGUCGCUCUCAGCCAGUGGCGUUUCAGCUGGUGGGACUGUAGGCUCUGCCGAAGGGAAAUCUGGCAAUAAAAAAGCUGGAAGUUUAUCCCUGGUGAUUGACAGCCUAAUGAAAAAGCAGCACUCGGUCAGCAGUUCGGAUGGAAGCAAGAGCGCUGACAGUGCAGUCGUCCAAAAAGAGAUCUAUGACGCCAUCAGACUGGAGAUCAUCAAGGAAGGUAAUAAGCCUAGUACGCCGACUAGGGACCAGCUAGCAUCGUCGUCGUCGUCGUCGUCAUCAUCAGCGUCAGCUUCUUCAGCGUCAGCGUCUUCAAUGAUGAUGAACAGUAAGAUGUUGCAGAAGAAAAUGAACGCGGCUAACAGCAUCAGUUGUAGUAGUGGUAGUAGUGAUGGCAGUAAUAACAAUAAUAAUAACAACAAUAAUAAUAAUAACAAUAAUAAUAACAAUAACAAUAUGGCCUCUAGAACUACACCUACGUCAUUGUCGUCAUCGUCGUCGUCAAGUAACAAUCAGUUUCAGCCAAUCAACGCUAAGGGGGUUUCCGUCAAUAAUAAUAAUAACAACAACAAUAACAACAAUAAUGUCGGUAAUAAUAAUAAUAAUAAUAAUAAUAAUAAUAGACAAGCUGGUGGGAUGAAUAUUUCGAAAUCACCAUCGCCCAAUAGCUGUAGCAACAACAAUAACAACAGUAACAACAACAAUAAUAAUAAUAAUAAUGUCAAUAAUACUAACAACAAUAAUAAUAAUAAUAAUAGUAAUAAUAGUGCAUUCGCUGGCACCAUGCUUCCACUUUUGACGUCAUCAUCGUCGUCGUCGUCAUCUGCCAAUGCUAAUGUCGUUGCGACAGCUAAUAGACCGCCCCAACAACAACAAAAUAAUAAUAAUAAUGUUUCUAUGGGUAAUAAUGUUAAUAAUAAUAAUAAUAAUAAUAAUAAUAGUAAUAACGCCAAUAACAAUAAUAAUGUUUGUAUUAAUCUGAAUAAUAAUCCAUCUGUCAGCUUAGGCAGGCUGAAUGUUAAAAUUCCAUCAUCGUCGUCGUCUUUGUCAUCGUCGUCAUCAUUAUCAGCUUUGCCUCUAAUUAACAACACAAUGAUGAGGAACAACAACAACAGCAGCAACAAAAAUAAUAGUAAUAAUAAUAACGAAACGUUGGAGAUAAAAUUGUUGAAGACAUCGCAGCCGCCACAUCAAUCGCAGCAGCAGCAGCCAUUACUGCCACUACCAAUACUGCCGCUAACUAACCAGGCCAACAACAAUAACAAUAAUAUUCGUAUGUUGCAUAUACAGAACAACAAUAAUAAUAAUAAUAAUAGAAGUUGUGCUGGUAGUGGUGGGGGUAUACUACCCGUACCGACCGAAUAUGGCGGGUACCAAGAUAAACCCCUUAUAAAAAUUCCCCAACAAUUACAACAACAGCAACAACAACAGCCUAUUAUCUAUAGCAACAACAACAGCAUUAAUAACAAUAACAGUUACGACAAAUCAGGUAAAAGCAUGAAGGUAAAUGACCAGCAACCGAAUAGUCGACAUUUUCUCGAUGCGGUUGGCACUGUUGACAACAGCAGCAACAACAACAACAGCAACAACAACAACAAUGGCAGUAGUGGUGUUGAUAAUGUUGGAAGUGUACUAUCCCAACAACCCACCAACAACAACAAUAGCAACGCCAAUAAUAGUGCCGCCACGGUUGAAAGAAUGCUCGCCCCGCCACGUUCGCCCUCCCCGGUCAAGAUGACGUCAUCACCGAAAAACCCCCUCCUAACUCAGUCGUUGUCGUCAGCCUCAUCUCCAACGUCUCCUAAAUCUAUAGUUAUUGAUCUGCCUAAGAUCAUCCCAGAAGCAAGAAAUACAAGUUACAGCAGCAAAAUUCUGAGUAAUAGCAGCGUGAAUACCAAUAAAACAGCUGGCAGUGUGGUGGUUGUGGUCGAUGGAGUCGGUGGUAGUGGCGGAGCCACUCCUGGCAAUGAUGCUGAUGUUGGCAUCACAUCGGCAGAUCUCACUGCAAACAAUUCAUCACUGUUGAAAAAUAUUCAACAGCAAAAGUCGCACAGCAGCUUCAAAAGCAACGAAAGUAGCGGUAGCGGCGCCAGUAGAAUCUACAAAUCCACCACUAUCGACGACGACGAUGACGUCAUUCUGAGCGACGACAAAACGGACUUUCCCGAUAAUGAUCUUAUAAUCGACGUGUCGCCGACUUCAGCGUCGUCAUCAUCGGUCUUCAUUUCGGAUGUUGCUGGCUCGGGGAGCAGAAACUCCACGACCACAUCCACCCUGCUGACUACCACACCAUCCACCAUUAUCGUCCUCACCGAUUGUGGUAACGUCACGUCAGCAGCACAACAACACAACAACAACAAUAAUAAUAAUAAUAAAAGUAAUAAUAAUAAUAAUCUGAAUUCAGCAACGUCAUCUUCAUCGUCGUCAUCAUUUCUUCUCGAUUUAACAAUAUCACCACCAUUGCCGUCAUCAUCGUCGUCUUCAUCAUCGUCGACAGUAUUAACUGGAAUGGCUCAAAACCCAGCUGCUUCAGCUGUUGUAGCAGCUACGGCGUCGACCAGCAGCCAACUACAACAGCAGCAGAAACCUCAGUCGUCGCCGGAUGGUAGUGUUGUGUGCGAGUUGGACGAUGACCUGAUGAAUGAAGCCUUAAUCAUGUGA
Molecule: messenger RNA, 7563 nt
Organism: Helobdella robusta
Lineage: Eukaryota; Metazoa; Annelida; Clitellata; Rhynchobdellida; Glossiphoniidae
Exons: 15
Coding region: 1-7563 (2520 amino acids)
Biological process (GO): regulation of transcription by RNA polymerase II
Cellular component (GO): mediator complex
Molecular function (GO): transcription coregulator activity
Source: RefSeq, a predicted model, not a curated record